Messenger RNA from Aspergillus aculeatinus CBS 121060, 537 nucleotides. RefSeq lists its product as uncharacterized. The record is from RefSeq and is a predicted model, not a curated record. NCBI's taxonomy places the organism in Eukaryota, Fungi, Ascomycota, Eurotiomycetes, Eurotiales, Aspergillaceae. Bases 1 to 537 code for a protein of 178 amino acids. The transcript has 2 exons.
AUGAAUACCAAGUCAUCGUACUUUGCCAUUGAUGUGCAGGAGUCCCGACUUGAAUAUCACAAUCUCGACCAGCUAGAUGUAGCCUUCCCCGCUGGCAGCAGUAAUGUCAUCCACAUAGAAAGCCAGGCAUACAGCGAAGGCUACCAACCCCAUAAUGAAGUAAAUAAAUCCCAGGGUCCACGAAAAAUACAUAUUGGCGCAUAUCUUAAAAUACACACCAAAUACAGCCUGAAUAUGUUUUUCGAGGCUUCAAGUAUCCGCAUCGUCCAAUCUUCCCAAGUCGAACUAAACUGUACCUUCGCCCAACCCCUCGAUAAACCGCCAGUUGGUGGUGGACCGCGGAGCUUGUACUACAUUAACAACACCUCCCAGCUUAGAUUAAAGGCGGAUGACAAGACGCUGACCGACACUUACAGCAUCACGGUCGAUCGGAAGAACAGAUUGCAAUUAGUUAAAGCAGACGAAAGCCUCGACGACCGGUCAGACAGCGAGCCUCAGCAACUUACCCCUACCACUCCUCACAACAGUUCCAGGUAG